AUAGAAUUAAAAUUCAGACAUAAAUCUGUCAGGGAUAAAAAAGAUAACGGCACUUUUUAGAGAGAAACAGUUUUAUAAUGUCCUGAAAGUGAAGCUGGGAUCUGAAUGGAACAAGCUUCAAACUGGGCAUGUGCAGACCCUGCUGUCUCCUGUAUUUAAAUGGAAGCCACUGCUGCUGCCCUUUGCUGAGCUGAGGAUGGAGCAAAGCAAUCUGGAGCUCUGGUGAGAUCCCACAUUAUUCCACAGAAUCUGACAAUCUUCUUUACACCCACAAAGGUAAACUGUCUGAAUUAAAUUCAGAGGAAAGCUGUUAUUUCAUUGUAAUUGCUUAGAUUUUGUUGACCUGAAUAAUCCACCUGUUCAGAGGGGGUCUCUUGUCCCCCUGGGGACUCAACAGCCACCAACAUUGUGGAGUCCUUCAAUGCAUGGAAUGACUCGGAAGCCAACACCUACACACUGAUGGACCUGCUUCCUAGAGCCCCAACUAAGAUGACAGUGCAAGAUGUUCCUGGUGUCUUUCCUACAGUGGAUGUCCCAGACCACGCCCAUUAUACAAUCGGAGUGGUCAUUCUUAUCGUGGGGAUCACAGGAACUCUGGGUAAUUUCCUGGUCAUCUAUGCUUUCUGCAGGAGUAGGAGCCUUCAGACUCCAGCCAACGUGUUCAUCAUCAAUCUAGCUAUUAGUGACUUCCUGAUGUCCAUUACACAGUCUCCAGUUUUUUUCACCAACAGCCUCCACAAACGCUGGAUCUUUGGUGAGAAAGGCUGUGAGCUGUAUGCCUUCUGCGGAGCUCUUUUUGGCAUUACAUCUAUGAUCACUUUGAUGGUGAUUGCCUUGGACAGAUAUUUUGUCAUCACAAAACCUCUGGCUUCUGUUGGAGUGACAUCUAAGAAGAAGGCCCUAAUAAUCCUGGUAGGAGUCUGGCUGUACUCCUUGGCUUGGAGCCUCCCGCCCUUCUUUGGAUGGAGUGCAUAUGUACCUGAGGGUCUGCUGACUUCCUGCUCCUGGGACUACAUGACUUUCACACCAUCAGUCCGUGCCUACACGAUGCUGCUUUUCUGCUUUGUCUUUUUCAUUCCUUUGAUUGCUAUCAUAUACAGCUACGUUUUUAUAUUUCAGGCUGUCAAGAAGGCCAACAGGUCUAUUCAGACAUUUGGAUGCAAACAUGGAAAUAAAGAGUUCCAGAAACAGUAUCAGAGGAUGAAAAAUGAGUGGAAGAUGGCCAAAAUUGCUCUGAUUGUCAUCUUGCUUUAUGUCAUUUCCUGGUCACCAUACUCUGUUGUUGCUCUGGUAGCUUUUGCUGGGUAUGCCCAUAUCCUAACACCCUUCAUGAACUCCAUACCAGCUGUGAUUGCCAAAGCUUCUGUCAUCCACAACCCCAUCAUUUAUGCCAUCACGCAUCCCAAAUACAGAGCAGCCAUUGCAACAUAUGUUCCUUGCCUUGGAUUCCUGCUGAGAGUUUCUCCUGAAGACUCACGGUCUUUCAGCAGUUAUCCCUCCUCCAGACGAGCGACGGUAUCCAGCCAAUCUUCUGAGAUAAGUGGGCUGCAGAAAGGAAAAAGGCGACUGUCUUCUCUCUCUGACAGUGAAUCACGCAUCCUGUGGAGGAAAGAAGAAAAAGGCUGUACUGACACAGAAACUGAUACCCCCACUAUGUUCUCCAGACUUGCUAGCAGGCAGACCUCCUAUGAAACGGUCAAAGACACAACUCAAACUACUGACGUAAGAGCCAAACCUAAAUGGAAGAGCCACGACUCUGGGAUUUGUGAGAAGACAGCUGUAGAGGUUGAUGACAUAUCCAUGGUGGAAUUGAAUGCUACAGAGCACACUGCUACUCUUAGUCACCAGACAUCUAAAAAAUGCAACCUGGAGGAAGUCAAAAAAAGUGAGAGCCUGAAUAGUAUUGGACAAAGAAAAGGAGAGUCUCACCACAGACCAUCUGCAGCCCAGAUUCCUAGCAUUACAAUAACAUACAGCAACGUUCAAGGAGUAGAGCUACCUUCUGGAUACAACUCUGAUUUCCUGUACCCCAAGAUCAACAGCCACAAGCAGACCAAGAAAUCCAACAGCUGAGUGAUACAAGCUAAAACGUCACUUUAGCCAACACCUCAAGAACAACUACAAACCAGAUGAAUCCAGAAUACCUUCCUGAAUUGCCGAAACGCUCCUACAAAGAUAUGACAUAAGACAAGCAGGGAUAAAAGCAAGGGGAGUAAGCUUUUCAGCAUCAGAACUCUAUCAAGUGUUUCACUUCUUGAUCCGAGUCACCUUGAUAUUUUAUUCUCUCUUCUUUAUGCAGCUCAUGAAACAAAUUCUUCCACUUGGAUUUUACUAUGCUCAGGUAUAUUCCACCACUGCAUGGAUCCUACCUACAAGCCUCCUAGGAUUAACUGGAGAAGGAAAGGAACUAUGAGAUUAAAAAUGUGUUUGUUCACUUAGUGUGGUUUAACUUCAAAGCUAUUACAGAACUAAACUGGAGAGAUUUGGGGAAAAACAUACGUUGCUUCCUGAAGACAGUUUCCCCAUUAGAGUGAAUUUCCUCAACCAAAUGAAAAUUUAGUCACACAGUCAAUGCUCCCGUCUCUCAUUCAUGAUGCACUUUCCCUCCUGUUCUCCUGCACAUGAGCAGUAAAGUCAAGUGUUAGAUAUUUACUUUAAUUUCUGAGGUUCUGGGGGAGAGAAAGGAAUAACACUGAGGAUGAGGCUAUGGUCCUUCUCAUACUUAGCUGCUUUUCCCAACAGUCACUUAAGGGACCAGUCUAACCCACUCUUAGCUAACCUCCCCAGAGUGACAGGAAAGUAUUGAGAAACCUUUCUGUCUUUCCUUUAAUGGUUUUCAUGAGAAAAAUGCAGAAUUCAAAGCAAUGUUUAUACCAAAAUGUCUUGUGCGUAAGUCAAUACAUGUCUUCUUUUACUUCAAAGGGUUUUACCUUUAGACGUGCUUUUCUAAAGUAAAUCUUGCAGAAGUGUUAUUUCUCAAAAAUCAGUUGUUCUAGAGAUGUGUGGAAUCCACAUCAUUUCCACUUUAGCAUUUCAAUAGAAAGGAGAUGGAAAGGAGCUGUUACAGUUAUUGCCUUCACCUACCACAACCGGAUAUUGUCUCCAGGCAGAGGACAAUAUUAAAUUGAUAAUACAUACAGCUAGCAAUAAGGAGAAAGAAAGCAGCAGAUAUAUCAUCUUUAAAUGGGAAGUAUAUUCAAAGAUAUUCAUCAGAUCUAAGGAAUUUUUUAUGACUUAUUUCUUAAGCUUUUAAAAUUAUUUAAAAACACAAAGCAUGUCAUUCUUCCCAUCCUUUGUCAUGAAGGCCACUCAUUCACAAUAGCAAAAACUAGGAUCAAAUACUAGAGAAAGCUGCCCAUUUCAUACAGGUCACAAAAGGCUGAACCUGUCAAGAUAACAGGUCAAAAUUGACACAUGCUGUUCCAUGUGUUAAUAAGAAGUGCAUGGUAUGUGUCCUUAAGAGCUACAGCCUUUGCUCCUGUAAUGAUUUUGUUCCCAAAUAGUAUUUUUGAAGACUAUAUUCUGCACUCUUCUGCAUUCCCUUCCACUUUUAGAGGGUAUAAAAAGAAUACUUCCAUGGCUAGAAAAGCCUUACGCAUCCGCAGCAUGUUGUUCUCCAUAUACUAGAGAUUAGUUUGUAUCUAUAAAAAGAACUACAGCUGUUUGUGCUUGUCUACUUACAAGAGGCUUGAAAACCACAUAUUAAUUAGGGAGAAUUUGUUUGGGAGCACUUCGAAACUCUCAUGUGUACUCCCUGUGUAACUAACAGCUUUGCCUUCCCUAUACCUCUACUGAGACUAUAAAAAUCAUUCAGGGGGAAGCCUACAAAAUCCAUUUUACCUGAAUAUCUAAUUGAUUCACAUUGUAACCCCAGCGGCAUUUGGAAUAAAUCACUAAUAGUCCCUAUUUCAUCUCAUCAUAGCAGCUUUAUUUGUGUCCCGUAUCCUCUACUUGGCAGCCAUUCUUUCCGCUUUGCUGUCUCUUUACACCCUUUAACACAGAUGACUGAUUGGAUUAAAAUAAUUUAGGACUGAGAUGAUUCACGCUUCAGUUAAAGUCAGCUGCACAAUCUGUUCUGCACUGGAGACUGCCUGUAGCUCACCAUGCACUUGGGGAUGUUCCAGUGACUUGGAGGUGUGAAAGGACUGAGGCAAAACGGAGACACUUCCCCUUGGCCUUUGGUGCUGCAGCAGCAAGCAGUGCUGUGAGUUAACAGACAAGUUAUUCAUCUCUGUGGGCCUGAGCUCAAAUUCAAACUUAGGUCACAAGUGAAAACGUUUGCUCUGAUCAUCCAAGAAAUUGGUCACUGUUGGUGGUCCUUCAAAGCAGAUGCCAGGAGCCAGGGUAGUUUUUGGGCCAUUGCAAGUCAAGACAGAAGCACUACAUAAGGCAGCGAUCACAAGCUUCCCGCUUUUUGAGUUUUCACAUUCAGCCAGGGAUCUUAGUCACUAUGGUUUGUAGGUUACAGCCUCAUUUUCCACACUUCCGGAAUCUGUUUUGCAUCCACCACUAUACCACAAUGCAUCAUCACAGCAUGUGACAUUGAGUAAAUUUUCACAUAUUUUCAGGUAAGAUAGAGAAGCAAAGUGUCAUACGCAAAUCCAACAGAAACCUUGAUAUUCAGAAAAAACCAAAAGCACCUCCAAUGCUUUUGGGCAUUUCUACAGCUCUUUAGAGACCAACACAGGUAAGCUGGACGUGUCCCCAUUCUCCUCAGUGGCCACAAAGACGCACCUCCCAUACAAGGACAGUCUGAGAGAGUUGGGGUUGCUCAUCCUGGAGAAGAGAAGGCUCUGGUAAGUCCUUACAGCAGCCUUCAAGUGCUUAAAGGAGGCUACAGGAAAGCCAGGAAAGGCCUCUUGAUCAGAGAGCGCAGGGAUAGGAUGAGGGGGAAUGGUUUUAAGGUGAAAGAGGGGAGAUUCAAAUGAGAUAUUAAGAAGUUUUUUCCUGUGAGGGUGGCGAGGCACCCAGGUUACCCAGGGAAGCUAUGGCUGCCCCAUCCCUACAGGUGUUUUAAGGCCAGGUUGGAUGGGGCUUUGAGCAACCUGAUCCAGUGGGAGGUGUCCCUGUCCAUGGCAGGAGGAGGAUUGAACUGGAUGAUCUUUAAAGUCCCUUCCAACACAAACCAUUCUAUGAUUCCAUGGUCUUUUACUUAAGCCAUUCCAAGAAGUCCUGCAAUGUGGCCCUCAUGCUCUGAUCCCACAGUGAAAGGUACUGCCGUCGCAGUAAUUCUGACAGGGCAUCUGUUUCUCUCUGCUUCUGAAACCACCAUUUCCACAUGGCUCAACUGAGAGAGGGCUCUUAACUGCAAAGGAAUGUUAGUAUCAGACAACAGUAUUUCAGGAGCUAGGCAACAGGUUUCGCAGUUCAAAUACUUGUGCUCGUAGCCUUGCAGUUGAUACCAUCAUAAGAAUGGGAGGAGUCCCAUCUUAUAAAUAGGUUUAUACAAAAGCAGUCUUAGAAUAAAGAAAUAAAUCAUCAGUACUGAAAUUCCUAGCAACCCAAGAUAUGGGCCACAAUCCCAUACACUGCACAUUUCAGGUAGAACAAAGAUUAUAUAACUUCUUUACCCCGUUAAGUUUACUGUCUAUAUGCUCACUUUCAAACUCCAGCAAAGCUUGCAGUUGUCAGGAUAAGUUGUCCUAUUUACAGCCCUUCUAAGUUCUUCUUGUUUUCAGCUGGCUUUGAAUACUUAAAAGCUGGAUAAAGAGGGAUUUUAUCCUUUGUACUGUAGACAGUUGCAAAGUGUGGCUCUUUGCUGUACUGCUAACAGAAAUGGAUUUUUUAAAAAAACAAAAACAACCUAAAAGUAGAUUGCAUAGAGGUGGUUAUUGGUCUCUUCUCCCAAGUGAUAGGUCAAGAGGGAAUAGCCUUAAGCUGCAUCAGGGGAAACUUAGGUUGGAUAUUAGGAAAAAAUUCUUCACAGAAAGGGCUAUCAAGCACUGCCCAGGGAGGUUCAGUCACCAUCCUGAAAGUGUUUAAGAGGCAGGUAGACAAGGUGCCUGGGGACACGAUUUAGUAGUAGACAGGUACGGUUGCAGUCAAUGAUCUCCAAGGUCUUUUCCAACCUAACGAUUCUACGAUAGUAGGCUGAAGAAAUCAUCAAUGUAAGCUUAAUGAAGCCAGAAGAGUUUCUCUAGAGCUAAUCCAGCCUCAAUGGUCUAAGACAAAGCACAAAUAGUAGUAAGAAGUCGGUGGGAGGUUGUAGGAAAACAGUUCUUUAAUUACCACAGUCCUGGCAGCAGCAAGGUUCUGCUGGAGCCACACCACAGGAACUCUGCGUACCUGGCUCACAAAUCAAAGUGAAUGCUGCAAGAGUCACGUCAGCGUAGGAAAACACUAGUACAUUUUCCAAGCACUGGUAUCACCUCAUUGUGUAUAGAGAUGUCAUGAUCUUGUGAUACUGGACUACAAAGCUGGCAUCACACAGUGGCUGGCUGGCAUAUUACCUGCAAAAACUUUUCAGAUAAGACAUAGGCUCUCAAGAAUAUGAUUCAUCUGAAAAUGAGGGUAAACAGUAGGACCAGUAGAAGAAUGGAAAGGGAUUCAUCCCUCUUUACAGUAAACUUUUCCUCCCUGUCCUUCUGGGUUUGUUUGGCUUUAUUUAUUUUUAAACUUACACAAAGAGCAGAUGCAGAUAUAGUACUAAAGAUUUUUUUAUUACUUCCAGGAAAAUUUUAACCAACUCUUGCCAAGGAGACUUUCAGACCCACUUUCAGUUGGGCUACUACAAUACACACUCAGUCAUAAUCCACGAAACCUCUGACUGAGAGGCACAGAAAUUCACAGCAAAACCAGGCCAAGUUGUUUCUGUGAUGCUGACUGUAACUUGAAAGAUAAGUAGAUCUGUACAAACACUCUUUUUAACUUCAUCAGGCUUGAGUCAAGUCUUAGGUCUGGUCUAGAACAGUGUGACUGCAGCUCAGGUUAAACUGUCUCAGUACACAAAGACAGUUAAAACCUGAAAGGAAAGCUCAUUGGGUGCCUCUGAGUCCAUUAUUGUUUGGUAUUUUCAUUUAUGGAGUCAUAUGCGAUUUUCUAAUGUUAGUUUGUCCUGGAGGCAAUUAUCACCUACAGUAAUGGGAAAUGUUAUGAUAGCACAUUGCAGUAUAUGUUUCAUUAUAUAAAUUCCUGUUUCUUUCUUCCCACAAAGAAUCUGCUCGCUGCAUUAUCAGCCAACUUGAGCAUUCUACCUUGUUAUGAAUCAUUACCUUCAGCCACUAAGAAAAUGAACAUGACACGUAUGUGAAAAAAGUUGCUAAGGGGAACUUUUGCAAAGCAUGGUUUACCCACAAUGUAAAAACAAAGCCAUUAUUAAUUUUCCUCAGCUUUUAGACCUCACUGUGACUUCCACAUGUGUACAAGAAGAUGGUUCAGAAAGAGACACAAAAAUCUGAGACUACAUCAUUAGACAGCACAAGCUCUCCCAUGUAAAAUUCCAUAAUGGACAUUCCUGAAUAGGCCAUGGGACACUUACAUGUUUUCCACUGAUUCAAGAAACAGAAUGGAAAAUCCAUACCCUUCUACACAUUGCCAUGCCUGAAGGGUCACACAGGAGGAAACUGCAUCUCUAAUGCAGUUCCUUCAAAAGAUGCAGUACUUUAAAAAUGCAUUACACUUGCCCAGAUGCACCCUUUCAAUUAGUAUAAUUGAUUCUUAUAAAGCUUUUCAGAUGUCUAAAGUUAAUGACGUGCAUAAGCAUUUACUCAGGACACACAAUUGACAUGAAAGAGUUAAGAGUAUGUCAGGUCAGUACUAAAAGUUAAUGAAUUUUAAAAAUAUUUUUCCAGUCUAGUAUUUGCUUCUAACUCCAUGGAAUUGUACUUUUAUGAAAUCUCCUAAGUUUCACAUAUUUUAAAGCCAAGGUUAGUACUGACAGAUGAGCUGAGCCUCAAACUGUAUUGUUAUUAGGCCUCCUGUGAUUUGAUGUAUCUGGUAUAGCAAACCCCUACAAAGAUGAGGAAGAACAGCCCUGAGAAAUAUGCACAAAAGUUGGAAAGAGAAAUUAAAGAUUGUGUUUCGGGGUUUUUCUUCCACAACUUCUCUGUGACCUUAGGAAAACUACUUAAUCUUCCCCUAUCUCAGUAUUUCUACCUAUAAAACAAAGAACAUAUGCUCUUCAUCGUCAUGAGGCGACUCUCAACUAGUUUUUGCACUUUGUUCCAAGAUUCACCACUGGAAACAAAAAUUUCUUUUUUCCACUAGUCACAUUUUCUUCCUUUGCUGCAUGAUUAUCGAAAAGCCUAAACUAUAUUCUUACAUAUGACAGUCAGAGAUUGUAACUGAAGUGGAGCAGGGACACCUAGUAAUUAAUUUUCUCCAUGGCAGUUACUCACAGAAAUAUAGUAAGUUACAGACACCCAUCAAGCUGACUUCUGUUACCACUUACAGGUAUAUUUUAUUUUGUAACAUAAGUCAAGUAGAAGCAAGCACUUUAAUGGUAAAAUUUAACUAA
Messenger RNA from Cuculus canorus (common cuckoo), 8455 nucleotides. RefSeq names its product opsin 4 (gene OPN4). Gene Ontology annotation, biological process: G protein-coupled receptor signaling pathway; visual perception. The record is from RefSeq and is a predicted model, not a curated record. The coding region runs from base 460 to 2073 and encodes 537 amino acids. The transcript has 13 exons. Gene Ontology annotation, cellular component: membrane. NCBI's taxonomy places the organism in Eukaryota, Metazoa, Chordata, Aves, Cuculiformes, Cuculidae. Gene Ontology annotation, molecular function: G protein-coupled receptor activity.